Molecule: messenger RNA, 603 nt
Organism: Trichomonas vaginalis G3
Lineage: Eukaryota; Parabasalia; Trichomonadida; Trichomonadidae
Product: phage tail repeat-like family
Exons: 1
Coding region: 1-603 (200 amino acids)
Source: RefSeq, a predicted model, not a curated record
AUGGAGGAUGAAAACAAAGUUAAAUUCACUGCUCAAGAUUUAUAUGACAACAAAGCUGACAAAACAUAUGUUAACGUUGAGUUAGAUAAAAAAGCUGACAAAACAUAUGUUAACGAUGAGUUAGUUAAAAAAGCUGACAAAACAGAGCUUCAAACGUUAAAGACAGAAAUACUUCAAACAGUAUAUCCUAUAGGUUCUAUUUACACGUCAAUGAACUCUACCAGACCAGAAGUAGUACUUGGUUUUGGAACUUGGACUCAAAUAGUCGACAGGUUUUUGUAUUGUGCAAACUCUUCAAAGGAAACAGGUGGAAGUAAAACGAUUUCAGGUGAAAACUUACCUGCACACAGUCACUACAUAGAUUUAAGUACAGCUGAAGCAGGUUGGCAUAAACAUAGAUUUUGGGAUUGGUCAGCAAUGAAAAAGGUAAAGGAUAUGAUGUUUAAAGACAACGUUCAGUUUGCUAUAAAUUGUUUCUGGGGUAACACACAGGGAGAAGGAAACCAUACACAUCGCGUUUCAGGGUAUACGCAAACAACGGGACAAAGUAAAGACUACAUGCCACCUUACAUGACAGUUUACGCAUGGUAUAGAAAUGCUUAG